Molecule: messenger RNA, 1534 nt
Organism: Mya arenaria
Lineage: Eukaryota; Metazoa; Mollusca; Bivalvia; Myida; Myidae
Product: growth hormone-inducible transmembrane protein-like
Exons: 8
Coding region: 146-1171 (341 amino acids)
Cellular component (GO): mitochondrial inner membrane
Source: RefSeq, a predicted model, not a curated record
CUUUAAACUCGCCGUUUGCACUAGAAAUCUCUAGAACGUUCAGCUGAUGAAAUAAACAUCUUACAAAACAACGAAUUACACGCUUUAUUUCGACAUUUUAUAAAAUAUUUGCAUUGUCUGGCAUACGUUGCAGACGUUUACAAAGAUGUUUUCUGUAAGGAUUUCUACAAUUCCUAUGAGUGCCUUUGUCAGCACUCUUGCCAGCAAGCCCCAGGCAUUAAAGGCAGUAGCCUUGCGGACGCACAAUGUGAUGCGUGUACAGAAAUAUGCUCAGCAGGCUGGUAGCCGGUUCACACGGCGUCAAGCUACAAAGGAGACAACCAAACAGACAUGGAAGGAGAAGGCAAUGGCUCCUGCUGGAACAGGAGCCUUUUCAGCCGGCCGAGGCUUGGUAGCUGCUGCCUCAGGCAUUGGUCUCGCAGCCUUCGGCUUUUAUGGACUUGGUUUGUCGAAUGAGCCUGGCGUCAUUGAAAACUCCAGGCUCUGGCCAGACUUUGUGAAGGAGCGUGUUCGAUCAACAUACAUGUAUUUCGCGGGUGGCCUCGGAGUGACUGCAGCCACUGCUGUAGCUGUCAGCAAAAAUGCUGCACUCAUGAACAUCAUGACUAAGAACUCUCUUCUGGCUAUUGGUGCAACGUUUGCAGUGAUGAUUGGCACCAACAUGGUGACCCAUUCCAUACCAUACAAGAAGGGAUUUGGGGCAAAGCAGCUGGCAUGGUUGACUCAUGCGGCAGUGUUGGGCGCCAUUGUGGCCCCGAUCACAUUCCUUGGCGGCCCUGUCCUUCUGCGAGCAGCCUGGAUGACUGCUGGGGUUGUUGGAGGCUUAUCAACAAUAGCUAUGUGUGCUCCGAGUGAAAAGUUCCUGAACAUGGCAGGGCCUCUGGCAUGUGGAUUGGGCUUGGUCUUUGCCUCUUCAAUUGCUGGUGCAUUCCUGCCCCCAACAACCGCCAUGGGAGCUGGCCUGUACUCUAUCAGCAUCUAUGGAGGCCUUGUGUUGUUUGGAAUGUUCCUGUUAUAUGACACACAGAAGAUCAUGAAGAAGGCAGAGACCCAUCCUGUCUACGGUGUGCAGCCCUAUGACCCUGUCAAUGCUUCUCUUGGAAUAUAUGCUGACACACUGAACAUUUUCAUCAGACUCGCCAUGAUUCUCGGAGGUAACAGGAAAAAGUGAACAACUCUCAAGAUGUUUUUCUUCCUUCAAGACAAUUAAAUGUGGUGCAUUUUAAAAAUAACAGUUUAUAACUCUUCAUUGCCAAGGUUCUACUGAUUGUUUUUGAAACUAACCAGAGCUUCAUGUAGAGGAAAUAACAGAACAAUGCUUGGUGCAAAUGGAUAUGGAAAUUGGGUUGUUAACAUUUUCAAUAUCUGAAGUUGACCAAGAUGACAAUGUUACAUGUACUUAUUAUACGUGCUUUAACAUUAAUGAGUUAAAUAGACAUGUUAGCUUAAAUUAUAUAUGAAAGUUAUGUUUUUAUUGUGUAAAUAGCUGUUUCUGUAAUUGUGUUUGUUUUGAGAUAAAAUAUGGAAAAUGAAA